CACGCUGCAGAGUCAACCUCAGCACCAUGAUCUUCCUGGUCAUCCUUCAGGGAGCGGCGGUGGUUCUGUUCUGUGGGUGGUACGUCCAGCUCAGUCCUUGCGGAUCGACUCCAUCCAAUGGCAAAGUUCACGUCCUGUUAUUAUCGUCAUGGCGAUCUGGCUCCUCCUUUGGUCAGGUGUUCAGCCAGCACCCGUCGGUGUUCUACCUGAUGGAACCUGCUUGGCACGUGUGGACCAAACUGCAGAAACCCGGAGCACGUACACUUCGAAUGGCCGUCAGGGACCUUUUACGCAGCGUUUUCCAGUGCUUCUCUGUCAUGGAGGCCUACCUGCCGGAGCAGCACAUGGUUUCAUCACUGUUCAUGUGGAGUCACAGUCGAGCGCUGUGUUCACCUCCGGCCUGCCCCCUCACGCCGCGGAACCAGAUCAGCAACCAGACUCGCUGCCUCCAGUUGUGUGACGCCAGGACGCUGCAGGGUGUGGAAAACGCCUGCGGAACCUACAGCCGUGUGUUGAAAGAGGUUCGGUUCUUCGAGCUCGAAUCCCUCUACCCGCUCCUACAAGACCCCAACCUGGACCUCCGGAUCAUCCACUUGGUCCGAGACCCGCGGGCCGUGAUGCGGUCCAGGGAGUCGGCUAAAGCAUUCAUGAGCGACAACGCCAUCGUCCUGGAGCAGCGGAGCAUCCCGACGGCCGAGGUGCAGUACCAGGUCAUGCAGGAGAUCUGUCGCAGCCACGUUCGCAUCAACGAGCGGGCCAUCCUAAAGCCCCCCCCGUUCCUAAAGGGACGCUACAAGAUGGUCCGAUAUGAGGACCUCGCUCGGAACCCGCUGGAGGAGAUUAACUCCAUGUAUGAGUUUGUUGGUCUGGAGAUGACCAAACCCCUGGAGGACUGGAUCUACAGAGUAACCCAUGGAAAAGGUAAAGGCACCAGGAAGGAGGCCUUUAAAAUAACGUCCCGUAACGCCGCCGACGUCUCCCAGGCCUGGCGUACGAUGCUGCCCCAUGGGAAGGUCAAACGGAUUCAGGAGGUUUGUAAGGGGGCGAUGUCACUGCUCGGAUACCGGACGGUUAACAACGAAAAGGAGCAGAAGAGGCUUGACAUAGACCUUUUAGUACCACGGGAACCGUAUCAGUUCAGCUGGUUACCCGCUAAAACAGAACACCCUGGAAAAAGUUAGAACAUCAACGACAAAGACACUCCACUGGAUUGAAGUCUAUGUUUUUGUAGACGUAACUUUACAAGGGGAUGUUGCUGCCAUUAGAUGGUUCUCCAGCUGAGGGAACGCUGGCAUGAUGUUGGCGUGAAAACCGUAAAAAUGUGAUAAUACAACAGCAAAGAGGCCCGAAACACACUUCAUCUGAACACACAAGU
Messenger RNA from Sphaeramia orbicularis (orbiculate cardinalfish), 1375 nucleotides. Its product is annotated as carbohydrate sulfotransferase 6-like. Lineage: Eukaryota; Metazoa; Chordata; Actinopteri; Kurtiformes; Apogonidae. Gene Ontology annotation, cellular component: Golgi membrane. The record is from RefSeq and is a predicted model, not a curated record. Gene Ontology annotation, molecular function: N-acetylglucosamine 6-O-sulfotransferase activity. Gene Ontology annotation, biological process: sulfur compound metabolic process; N-acetylglucosamine metabolic process; carbohydrate metabolic process.